Molecule: messenger RNA, 1854 nt
Organism: Uranotaenia lowii
Lineage: Eukaryota; Metazoa; Arthropoda; Insecta; Diptera; Culicidae
Product: RNA-binding protein Rsf1-like
Exons: 2
Coding region: 337-918 (193 amino acids)
Biological process (GO): mRNA splicing, via spliceosome
Cellular component (GO): nuclear speck
Molecular function (GO): RNA binding
Source: RefSeq, a predicted model, not a curated record
ACUUUUAUAAUUUUAUUCCGUUUCCAUUCAUCGAUUGGAGCGGACGCUUAACGUUUUUACUCUCUGAACAGUUAACCCUACAAACAGUGGUGUGAAUCAUCAGCCAGACCAGCAGUGAAUAGAAAAUAGCCACCAUCGACGCCAUCUUUCUUCGCCAACGCCGCCGCCCGCUUGAAACGAAAAAUUUUAAGAUCGCCAUCGACGUAAUCGCAAUCUACGUAAACAACUACGCUACGACGUCGUAACACGCUUCAACGGCAUCGUCGACAUCUACGCAAGCAAGGCACGCACACACUCUACGUCGGUCUACGUCCUCGUCGAUUUGAAUCAAUCAGAAUGAGCGAACAGAAGGGCACUCGCGUCUACGUUGGCAACCUCACCGAUAAGGUCAAGAAGGAAGAUCUCGAGGGAGAAUUCACCAAGUACGGUAAAUUGAACUCUGUUUGGGUAGCUUUCAAUCCCCCAGGUUUUGCGUUCAUUGAGUUCGAGGACAAGGAUGAGGCCAAGUCGGCCUGCGACAGUCUGAAUGGGCAGGACAUCCUUGGCUCGAAGCUUCGCGUUGAGAUCUCCAAGGGUCGUCGAAGCUCCCGUGGAGGACCCCGCGGAUAUCGUGGCCCACCGGGUCGUUCGGGCAGCGCCGGCGGCUUCCGGUCUAGUUCUCGGGGCGGAUUCCGCGAAGGGGGCGGCUACCGCAACGGGGGUAGCGGCGGAUUCCGUGGGGGAAGCCGCAGCGGAAGUCGUUUCGACAGCUACGGAAGCGGCCGCUCGUCCGGGGGCCCUGGUGGUUACAGCCGCGAUUCGGGCCGCGAUAGCUACGGCAGCAGCUUCAGUGGCGGAUAUGGCGGUGGUCGAAGCAGCGGCGGCGGUGGCGGAAGAUUCCGAUCACGAUCACCGGUUGGUGCUCGCGGUAGAUACUAAGCGACUUUGAUGUUAGCAUUUAAGCUCACUGAACAGCGUGUCGUCUUAUCUUCUGGAUUUAAAAAGAGAUAACUAACGUGUCAGGAAGCAAGCUUAACAACACAUUUGCACCGCUGUUCGAACACAAACUUAUUUAUUCAACUGGCAACGAUUAAAUGUUUGAUUCACUCUACACUGUAGUAGAGUAUAUUUUGUCACUUUUCUCGCAGACAAACCUGCGAGGCAAAUAGAUUCCCCCCCACAACCAAGUUUUAGACACUAGUAUGAUUAUUUGACAAAUUCACAUAAGUCACAAUAAAGUGAAAAGUCUAGUUUUUGGCGGUCAACACUUAAAAACCUGUCAAGUCCUGUUUUAUAUGUGUUUUAAUAUAUAAAAUGGCUAGAUGUAACAUCUUGAAAAAUGAUCUAUCCUGGGCCAGUAACAUUCUACAAAAAAAAUACCAGUACGAAAUUUUGUUGUUAGAUUCGCCUCAAGGCUGAAUCUUGCAAAAAAAAAAAACAAAACCUUAAUGUGAACAUAUUGGAAUACAAAACAAGAACUACGCCAAAUCAAACUUCAAUUAAAACGGAAAACUAUGUCCAAAUUGCGGUGCAAUAUCUUCCAAUCAUAGGAAAACAGAUUCGGAAGAAAAGCCAAGUAAAAAAAAGAAAAUUAAAAAAUAAAAACACAUGAUAGAGAGAUUAUCGAUAUAACGUGGAUCCCUGGUUGGUUAAUGAAAUCCAUGCUGCAGCAAAGCCCAAAAAACCGCUCAACCAAGGCAUUAGCCACCCUCGGGGUUCUGGAAUGUGUUAUCUAAAUCUCGAGUGUGGUCUAGCGGCAGCGGCCAGCGGGGUUUCGGUAGCAGUAGACCUAACUUAUUCUGAUAACCAUUUUAUCUUAGUUAUUUAAAAAAAAAAGAAAUUUGAAAAAUAUAAUAAAGAAAUUAUUUCACUCAA